Molecule: messenger RNA, 2129 nt
Organism: Tuber melanosporum (Perigord truffle)
Lineage: Eukaryota; Fungi; Ascomycota; Pezizomycetes; Pezizales; Tuberaceae
Exons: 6
Coding region: 572-1987 (471 amino acids)
Biological process (GO): transmembrane transport
Cellular component (GO): fungal-type vacuole membrane
Molecular function (GO): transmembrane transporter activity
Source: RefSeq, a predicted model, not a curated record
GAGAUCCAGCACCCGUACCAGUGCUUGAGCACUAAAGAACUUUGCAGUAUAAUACCGCCCUUCUAUACCAUUGAUAUGAUAGAAGGUAUUAAUGUCAUACGGCAGCAUGCCCACAGCCCUCAGCUGAACACCGAACGAAAGAGAAAGAGAAAACCGCCUUAUUCUCCCAAGGUUUUUGAUAGGGGGGCAAGCUAGGGGGAGAGGGGAUAUGUGUGCUUGGUGGAACGGGGAAGUUUUUGGCUUACGUUGUGGCACUUUGCUCCGCCGUACCUUGCUUAUGCAGAUGGGAGUGACUGGGGACUACCGGUACUGUAGGUAUUGCGGACGAAUCGGGUAUCCUUGAAAGAUUUUAAGAAUUGCACUUGUAUAAAGGGAGUGGGUCCGAUCUCCGUUGGGAGAGUAUCAUAAAGUUUAGCCACUGCUUAGGGCGGUGUUAGGUUAAUACCCUGGUUUCUUCUGCUUCUUUCUUCUUUUCAUUUUUUAUUUAUUUCAAGAGGGGGGGGUUCGCGGAGGCUUCACCAGCUGUUUGUCAGUCCAGCAAGAGAUACCGUUCUAAUUCUCUAAGCACGAAAUGGACAAAGAGCAAGGCCCCGCUAACUCGCCACCAAUCCUCGUCAUCCCGGAUGGGGGCUGCGAAGACCGCAAUCCACAAGAAACUGACUCUAGCCGGGUGUCUUCGGGGAAGGGUGAAGGAUAUGGGGAUGAUGUGGAGAUAGGGCCCGCGAGGGAGGAAUUCAAGAACUUGGAGAAGCAGCCUGCUACGCUUCCCAUCAACGACCCCUCCAGUUUUCCGGACGGUGGAGCAGCUGCUUGGCUGUGCGUGCUUGGGGGGUUUGCGGCGUCGUUUUGCAGUUUUGGUAGGUUUUGUAUUGGAAUAUUCCAAGAUUACUAUGAGGCUAACCAACUUAAAGAGUACUCACCAAGUACCGUCGCUUGGAUAUUAAGUUUGGAAACAUUUUGUAUGUUCUUUCUCGGUCCAGUUAUAGGCAAAUACUAUGAUGCCUAUGGCUCUCGUGUCAUAUUAGUACUUGGAACUUUCUUCCACGUUUUCGGCCUAAUAAUGACUUCCAUAUCGUCGAAAUAUUGGCACUUCCUUGUAUGUCAAGGAAUUGUUUCAUCUAUCGGAGCUUCACUUACCUUCUACCCGGCGCUCGGGGAUGUCCCUACCUGGUUCUUCAAAAGGAGGGCAUUUGCUUUUGGAGUAGUGGCUUCAGGAUCGAGUCUGGGAGGUGUGAUUCUACCGAUUAUGAUCCAGCGAUUGAUUCCUCGGGUUGGUUAUGGCUGGACAAUGCGCAUCACCGCCUUUCUAAUCCUCGGAAUGAUGAUCAUCGCAAACCUCACUCUCAGGUCCAGACUUCCGCCAAAGGGUUGGACCCCGUUUAGACCGAGCGACUUCCUGAAGCAUUUCAAAGAGCUUGGGUACUCCAUGUCGAUCGCUGCGGCAUUCUUGUUCUUUUUCGGAAUGUUCUUACCGUUCAAUUACAUUGUUGUCUCCGCAAGAAGGAACGGGAUGUCAGUUUCCCUGGCGAAUUACCUCGUUUCCGUACUGAAUGGCACGAGUAUAUUUGGUCGUAUCCUGCCAGGUUGGCUGGGGGAUAAGUUUGGGAGAUAUAAUAUGAUGAUCCUGACAACGGGUGCUUCCGGAAUCCUCGUGUUGGCCCUAUGGCUUCCAACGGUGGGAAACCUACCUACUAUUUUGUUCGUCUGCUUUUACGGAUUCACAACAGGCGCUUUUGUUUCCCUCGCACCGGCUUGUCUGGCCCAGAUUUCGGAUAUCCGGGAGAUUGGGGUUAGAAUUGGAGUUAUGUUUGCUACGGUGUCUAUUGCGGCACUGACGGGUGUACCUAUCGGCGGUGCUCUAAUCGACAGGUACGAUGGAGGAUUUUUGGGAUUACAGAUAUUCUGCGGAGUAACCCUUGUUGCCUCGUCCAUUUGUUGGGCGUUGGCUAGGUGGAUUGUUGGAGGGUGGAAGGCGGCCAGAGUUUGAACAAAAAUCCUUCGUAAAGACUGCUUGGGAGAGUAUAUAAUAUUGUGAGUGUAUAAUACGGUAUUGCUGUUCGGAAGUCCCCCUCCCCUCCUUUCUUAUAUACUAUCUUUUACGCAUCGGAAUAGAAAUACACUUUAUGAAA